Messenger RNA from Danaus chrysippus (African queen), 258 nucleotides. The record is from the annotation of a GenBank genome assembly. Lineage: Eukaryota; Metazoa; Arthropoda; Insecta; Lepidoptera; Nymphalidae.
AUGAUAAACAGAUGUAAUAAUAUACAUAGCAGUGACCAGCGACUUACCUUCGUGAUGGGUCCGGUAGAGGGAGGUGUAUUUGUGUUCGAGCGAGGCGUACGUGGUCUAAACGCAGCCAUGCUCUGCGACACUCCAUCGGCCAGAAUGAAUUGCUCUCGGAGUUCGAUGUUGGUGCGGCCCUUGGCUGCAUGCGGGCGGCGUCCGAUGUGCAGGAUUACAAAUAUGGAUAGGAUUGGAGCGAGGGACGGGCGAAAAUAA